Messenger RNA from Orbilia oligospora ATCC 24927, 3324 nucleotides. RefSeq lists its product as uncharacterized. Gene Ontology annotation, biological process: regulation of transcription by RNA polymerase II. The transcript is spliced from 3 exons. Gene Ontology annotation, cellular component: nucleus. Lineage: Eukaryota; Fungi; Ascomycota; Orbiliomycetes; Orbiliales; Orbiliaceae. The record is from RefSeq and is a predicted model, not a curated record. The coding region runs from base 1 to 3324 and encodes 1107 amino acids.
AUGGCCCGGCCAAAUGCAGACGGUAGAAGUUUGCCGGCGGAAUUUUCCUUGUCGACGACAUUGCAGAAGAAUAUCAAUAGUGGAGUCUUCGAUUUAUCGAGACUGUUGGCUAGGAGUCGUCCCCCGACCACUACCAUCAGCGAUAGUAUGCAUCAUCAUCAUCAUCAGCUAUAUCAACAUCAUAACGAUAGUAUAGCUGGAGGGAAUAAUAAUAGUAAUAAGUACAAUACGAGUGAACAUGAACGCCGACCAUUGACGGAGCAGAAGACGUAUAACAAUAAUAAGAAAGAAAGAGAAGAAGAGGAAGAGGAAGAAGACGCAGAGCUUAAUAAGAUUAUUAUCAGCCGCAGAAUUCUUAGUCUCGAGAGGGAAAGGGAAAGGGAAAGGGAAUUAAUCGCCAAGCCCGUUCAGCCCACCCGAAAUCCAGCGACUCCGCUCGAAACUGAGCCUGAGACUUUAAACCUGCCUCCAAUCCGCCUAGCCUCCUCCAGAACUAGCAGAAGCAGAAGCAGAAGUAGCAGCAGCAGAAGCAGCAGCAGAAGCUUUAGAGCCUCCUCUUCUCCUUCAUCUUCCCCGUCUCCGUCCCCUUCCCCGUCAAUAUCGCCAUCCUUGCUGCCUAGCAUCGAAGAGCCUCAUCUGCCUUCCCUUCGUGGCAGACUGCAUUCGGCUUCGACUUCGGCUUCGACUCCGACCGACAACACAAGUCCAAGUCCAACACAGUCUUCUUCUUCCAAAUCUAACUUUGAUCUGGUUAAUCCCGCAGGUCUAAUAGGUCUAACAUCGCUGCCGCUGCACCUGCCGUCUUCGGAUCGGAUCGGUAUCGAUAACGACGCUACUAUUGCUGCUACUGUUGCUGCUGCUCUUGUUGACGUUGACGUUGGCUGUCGCUUGCCUCCCAUUCUUUCCGGCGCUUCGACCACUAAUCCUGCUCCUACUGGUGGUAGUCGAAGUAGACAUAUUGCAGAUUCUUCGGACGGACGUACAAGCAAGAAACGUACUUUGGAAGAGUACCAAGGCCAUUCCGAUCAUUUCUCAUCGAGACGUGCUCCUGCUAGCAUCGUCCAUCCUCUAUCGCAGUCGUUGACUGCGGAUAGCAUUGCGAAUCCCUCCUCGUCAGGCCUUCCCAUCAGCCUUGCUCCGAUAGAUUCUAUUUCCGUCUCUGAGAGCCAGCUGCAGCCUUCUCGCUCUUCUCCCCCUAAUCCUUCAGCAGUAAAACCCGUCUCACGUCGGCUUCACGAAAGCGACCUUCCAAACAGAACCGACACCGAUAAUUCUGUCGAAUCAACCAUCGUCCUGGCCCAUCGAGCUGUUACAGCAAUUAAAAACCAAUCAUUGCCCCGCCCUAAAACAAUUGGUCCGACUUUUACCAUAGGGAAACAACCUUCUCACCCUUUUGGGGUUGCCGGUAGACCGCAUGAUGGGGUUAUGGAAUCAGAGGACGAGUCAGAUUCCGCAUCUACAACUACAACUACGACUUCGACUCCCUCUCCUCUCAACAAACCUAGAAUGAUGCCUUGGGACAGAAAGAAACCCCCUCGCGAGGAGAGUCCUGCUUUAGAUCAAAACUUCUUCCCUGACUUGGACCCGGCUCCUCUUUCUGGCUCUAUUAUACGCCCAAAUUCGAGCCCAAAACGUGGACCCGGCCAACCUGGAAUAGCAUCUUUGAUCAAUCUUAUGGGGGGGAGCACCGAGAGGUCUCGUAUGAUUGCAGCAGAUGUCCGGACCGAUCAGCCUUUGCAACCAGUCGACUCGGAAAGUGAAAGCCAAAGCCCAGAAGAUACCACUGGCGAUGCCGGAGAAGCUUCGAAUGAUUCCACCGGACAGGAGGCCCCGUCGACAACCACAAAUACUACGAAUACUGUCUCACAAACUAUUCCUCCAAUCAACAGAUCUAUUGACGGGCACCCGGGGGAUGGAGAUGGUGGGGAAGAUCCGAAUGACAAGCGGUCGCGAAAACUCAGCGAGCAUGAGCAGGAUAACGGCAGUGAAAGUAUAAGUUCGGGCCGUGAAAAGAGAAGGAAGUUGGAAGAGCUGGCGGAUGGUGUACCAACUGAGCCGCAGAUUCCCGGUAAAUCUGACCAGGAUGCAACUGUAAGCAGCCCCUUUGGGCUUUCAAAAGGACCCUCACCCCCACCUGUCCCAUCUGGGCCUCCUACUGUCGAAUCCGUCCCUUCUACGACUGCAACAUUGGAUAGUGGGCCCGCAUACAGUGAAAGCGAAACACCUGCCACAAUGUGUGGAGCAUCUGAUUACUAUAAGUCCCCAGUAGAGACAUCAUCCAAUAACACGUUACCACCCAUUCACUCUCCUUCGAACCAUUCGCCAGGUAGGCAAAAUAUGUCGCCGAGGUCCACACAUACGACGCUUCCCAGCGUAGAUAACCUUUUCACAGUCGCAUCUGCCGCUGAAAAACAUUCUAUGGAUCACCAGCAAAUACAACAAAAUCACACAUCUCACAAUGGCAAAUAUUCCAAAUCAGUCGUCAUUCAGCAUCUUAAAAUUGUCCCAAACUCUAGCCCGAAUCCAACACCGAAUACCCGCGCCUAUGUCGACGGGUUUACCAGGGGUAUCGCAUUUAAUGAUCCUGCACAGAAUUUUAGGACAAUGGUGCCUCGGCCGCGACAAUCCCCUACCGUCUCGCCCAUAGAAGGCAGAAAUGCUCCAAUUGCGCCUGCGCCUGCGAAUAACUUUUCAGGGCAAGCUUCUACCAGCCCUUUAAAUCAGUUUACACCUACACCGUACUUCCCUCCCAAAAACUUGAAUCGACCGGAGCACCCUGCAAAUCACGCGACUCUGCCGCCACUUCAAACCGAUUGGUCCGGCUCACUUCCCCCAUCUGAACCAGGAUCAGCAAGAACGCCAACCUCCAAGAAGAGGGCACGAAAUGGAACCCCAAAGAAUGGGUCUAUCGAUUCGUCUCAGAACUCUCCGACAGUUGCUGGCGGUUUCAAAUGCAACAAAGAAGGGUGCACGGCCGCCCCGUUCUCAACCCAGUAUCUACUUAACUCGCAUGCCAACGUCCACUCGGAGGAUCGUCCCCAUUUCUGCCCUGUCGCCGGAUGCUCACGCGCUGAGGGAGGGAAAGGUUUCAAACGAAAGAACGAAAUGAUACGCCACGGCCUUGUUCAUCAAAGCCCUGGUUACGUUUGCCCAUUCUGCCCAGACAAGGAACACAGAUACCCUCGGCCUGAUAACCUUCAAAGGCAUGUGAAAGCUCACCAUAAGGAUAAAAGUGGAGAUGACCCACUCUUGAGGGAGGUAUUGGCUGUUCGACCGGAGGGUGGCCAAAGAGGGAGAAGAAGAAGGCUGGGUCCUAAUCCUUAA